AUGCCGGCGAGUGGCAAGCUCUCGGCGAAGCCCUCCCCCUCGCCGACGGUCGCUCCCGCCUCGCGCCCCAAAUUCACAGCCGUUACCUUGCUCGGUGACAGUGACGACGACGACGACUUCCAACCUCCUCGCCCCCGCCCCUUGAAGCCUUGCAAUGGCGCCGCCGCACUUCGGCUCCGUAAGAAGCUCAAGGCUUCAUCCUCCUCCGGUUCCUCCGGGAAGGAGAACAGUUCCGCCGCCGGUGGUGCCGUUACCGCGGUGGGGAGCGCCUCGACGGCCGCGAAGGAUGCCGAAACCCUAGCCGCCGGCUCGAGGGUUAGUGGCGGCGUUCCCAAACCGAAGAAACGGAAGACAGGAGAAAUUUGCGGCCUCUCGAGGUACGGAUCUGAUAGGGCCAAACUAAGCUGUAAACCGAAGAUAGGAUUGGAUAGAUACGGAUAUGGCAAAGGGAGCUCCAGCUCCUUGCCCAAUUCGAUAGAAUCGAGGGUUUUGGCGCUCGGUGCGGUAUGUGAUUUGGGAGUUGGGCGUUGUGAGGAGGCUCAAGUAGCUGGCUCCCAGAAUUGUACCUCAGUUCUUCAAGAGGGGCACGCCACACCGGAGCUGGCUGGCUCUGAGUGUGGUCCUCCGAAAACGGAGAAGAAGCUGGGCAGUUCUGGAGCUGUAGAGGGACAUUACAACUCCAGGUUGAUUGAACCGGCGCUUGAAUCAGAUGCAAACCGCGAGUUUUUAAGUGCAGGUUCAUAUGAUUCAGAAGGGCUCGAUUCAGGGAUUCUUGGCUCACUGACUGAUAAACAGGACACGAAGAAAGCAAAUGGGGUGGCAUCUGAAUGUGGUUUUGGGCUUCAGAACGGGAGCUAUCACUUGGAUUCUCUACAGUCAGAGCUCCUAAUGUCGAACAUAAAGUAUGAUUCUAGAGUUUGUGCUAGCAAUGAAAUCCAAGAGCCUGGUUUGGGAGCCUGUAACUUGAUUUCACAAGAGAGGAAAGUAGCAGCAGGACAUUCUGCAUGUGCAACCCCUGAAAAUGUGACUAUGGAGAAUAAAUCAAGUGAACCUGAGGCUUGUAAGGGGCAGUGCCGCUCUAAUUCAUCUGAAUCAAAGCUUCUAGAAUCCCAUAUGAUCCAUGACUUUGAAGUUGAUGGUUGUGAUGAUUUUGAGAUUGGGACACAGCUCAGUGAGCUCAUUAACUUGUGUAUGAAGGAUUCCAUAGAGGGACAGUCAAACUUUAGUGCAUCUCCCAUGGAACAGAACACAUUAGACUCUAAGCGACUCAGUUCAGACUAUGAAGUGAAAUGCCCUCUCUGUGGAUCGGAUAUAUCUGAUUUAAGCGAGGAGCUCCGGCAGCUGCAUACUAACAAUUGUCUUGACGAACCAGCUAAGGAAUCUAGUCCCAACCAUAAAAAAGAGCCCUGUGCUGGACAAAAUGUUGAAAUUGGACAUGUUGUCGAAUGGUUAAGAAACCUUGGGUUAUCCAAGUAUGAGGAGGUUUUUAUCAGAGAAGAAGUUGACUGGGAAACCUUGCAGUGGCUCACUGAAGAGGAUCUGUUGGGUAUCGGGAUCACCUCUCUUGGACCAAGAAAGAAAAUUAUCCAUGCUCUAGGAGAGUUACGGAAGAAACAUGAUGAUCCCAGUGUAGUGGAAGAUGUGUUAAAUUCAGAAAAUACUAAGAAGACUAAAGUUCCGAUGAAUGGUAAUAAAUUAAUUACUGAAUACUUUCAAUGUUCCUCAUUUGAUCAAAGACAAAGAAGGGCAUGCAAAGUCAACAAGCCAUCUAAUCUGGACGAGAAGAAAAUUUCUAGUGCUAAAAUACCCACUAGAAGAAGUGCUGGUAAAGGAAAGGUUAAAGAUACACCUCUUUGGUGUUGCAUCCCAGGGACCCCUUUUCGAGUGGAUGCAUUUCGCUACUUGAGAGGCGAUUGUUCCCACUGGUUUCUCACACACUUCCAUGUGGAUCAUUAUCAAGGCUUGACUAGAAGCUUUUGUCAUGGGAAGAUAUACUGUUCGUCAAUUACGGCGAGUCUUGUGCAUCAUAAGAUUGGUAUCCCAUGGGAUAGAUUGCAUGUAUUGACCCUAAAUGAAAAGCACACUAUAGCUGGAGUUAGUUUGACAUGUUUUGAUGCCAACCAUUGCCCUGGAUCAAUCAUUAUUCUUUUUGAGCCUCCCAACGGUAAAGCUGUUUUGCACACUGGAGACUUCCGGUUUUCAUCCGAGAUGGCCAACAAUCCUGUUUUGCAGUCUUCUCAUAUCCACACUCUAAUACUUGACACAACCUAUUGCAAUCCACGGUAUGACUUCCCAAGUCAAGAGAUUGUAAUACAGUUCGUUAUUGAGGCCAUCCAAGCAGAAGCUUUCAAUCCAAAAACAUUGUUUUUGAUUGGUAGCUACACAAUUGGAAAAGAAAGACUGUUUAUGGAGGUUGCUCGUUUGCUUCAGAAGAAAAUAUAUGUUGGAGCUGCAAAGCUGCAAAUAUUGAAACAUUUAGAGCUUCCUCAGGAUAUUAUGCACUGGUUUACAGCCAAUGAAGCAGAAAGUCACAUACAUGUUGUCCCCAUGUGGACUCUAGCAAGCUUCAAGCGGAUGAAAUAUUUAUCAAAUCAAUAUGCUGGUCGGUUUGACCUCAUAGUGGCGUUUUGUCCUACUGGUUGGGCAUUUGGCAAAGGUAGGAAAAAGACACCAGGCAAAAGGUGGCAACAAGGAUCAAUCAUCAGAUACGAAGUGCCCUACAGUGAACACAGCAGUUUCACGGAACUGCAACAAUUUGUCAAGUUCAUAUCACCAGAGCACAUAAUCCCUAGUGUAAACAACGAUGGCCCUGAGAGUGCAGAUGCUAUGCUUGCCCAGCUGUUAAACGAUUAG
Miscanthus lutarioriparius is the source of this 2853-nucleotide messenger RNA. Lineage: Eukaryota; Viridiplantae; Streptophyta; Magnoliopsida; Poales; Poaceae. The record is from the annotation of a GenBank genome assembly.